UUCUUACAAGAACCUACCUACCUACUGAGUUCACACAGAAACUUGAAUUCACGGUGCUCAAACAAUUUUCGCUAUAAAUAAGUUUGUUCCUUUCCGACGAGAUGAUUCACCAAUUUCCUGCAAUGGAUCGUCGACUCAUGGAGGCAGUGGUAAAGGGCGAAGUUUUAGGCCUUCGCAGUUUAAUGGAAGAAGAUGAAAACAUCAUUAAACAAACAGUCCCAGGAUCGAUCAACACCGUACUUCACCUGGCUGCAAGAUUCGGGCACGAGGAAUUGGCAUCGGAGAUCAUAAAAUGGUGUCCAGAGAUGGUUUCAUUUGAAAAUGGAGAGCUGGAAACGCCACUGCAUGAAGCUUGCAGAGAAGGGCAUCUGGGGAUUGUCAAACUUCUUCUGGAAAGUGAUAAUUCGAUUGUUUAUAAACUGAAUUCUCGGGAACAAAGCCCCUUUUUCGCAGCUUGUGAGAGGGGGAAGAUUAAUGCAGUGAAGCAUCUGAUGAAUUUUCCUCUACUGGUUUUGCUGGAGGUGGAUAUGUUUACCAGUUCAAUUCAUGCUGCAGCUUCUUCCGGGCAUACAGAAAUAGUGAAGGAGAUAUUGAGAGCCCGACCAGACUUUGCUUUGAAAAAGGACCUUCAUGGGUGCACACCACUCCAUGUAGCAUGCAGCAAAGGCCAUUUAGAUAUAACAAGAGAAAUUCUAGAGCUGGAUUCAGAUCUCUCCUCUGUACAAGAUAGUGAAGGCAAAACACCCCUCCAUUAUGCAGCAAUUAAAGGCAGAAUAAACAUAAUCGAUGAAAUACUUUCUAAAAAUAUUGGAUCUGCUGAGAUGAUUACAUUCAAGGAGGAAACAAUUCUGCAUUUGGCUGUCAAAAAUAAUCACUUUGAAGUUGUUAAGUACUUAUUGGAGAAUUUUAACAUUUCAAAACUUCUUAACUUGCAUGAUAGUGAUGGGAACACUGUUUUGCACUUGGCUACUGCUGGAAAACUCACUGGGAUGGUUAUAUUCCUUCUUAAAUUUGGGAUGGAGGUAAAUUCUUUGAACCGCAAGGGGUACACAGCUUUGGAUGUGGUUGAAACAGAUGCAAGCAACUCUGGUGCUCUUGCAAUUGUACCAGCAUUACAAGCAGCCGGAGCAAAGAGAUGUGAUGAAUUAUCUGAUCGACUACAAGAUGUUCGACAAAUUGCUAAAUCCACCUCUAAAAGAUCAAGUGAAAUUGUUGCAAGGAUGAAUUCAUGGCCAAACAAGAACCUAGAAGCAUCACAUUCCUCUCUUCGGCAUCGUCAUCAUAAGCAAAACCGUCAACGAAGAAAGCAGCUUGAUCUCCAUAUCGAGAGUCUGAGAAAUGCUCGAAACACCAUAACAAUUGUUGCAGUUUUAAUAGCAACUGUGACAUUUGCAGCAGGCAUUAACCCUCCUGGGGGAUUUAAUCAAGAAACUGGAAAUGCAAGUCUUGGGAAGCAAACUUCUUUUAAGGUCUUUCUGGUAUGCAAUAUUGUUGCUUUAUUCCUUUCUAUUGGCAUUGUAAAUGUACUUGUGAGCAUUAUUCCUUUCAAGAGGAAAUCCAUGAUGAAAUUACUGACAAUAACUCACAAGAUAAUGUGGAUUUCCACCCUAUUUAUGGCAUCAGCUUUUAUUGCAGCCAUUUGGGCUAUAAUGCCAAAGGGAAAAGGUAAAAGAUUUGUUGAAGUGGAACUAGUAGUAAUAGGAGGAGGGUGCACAAUGACUGUUUUUUGUGGGCUUGGGAUAAUGUUGGCAAGGCAUUGGUAUAAGAAGCACAAAUGGAGGAAAGAAAAAGAGAAGAAUGUUAUGGAUAGAAGCCCGAAAAGUAAUAAUAGCCGCGUCGAAGAAUUGAAGACAAUCAGAAGAAGUUAUGAGACGAGUAGUAACUCUGACGUUGGUAGCUCUGAUUAUGGUUACCAUUUGUAUUAGGUAAAUGACUACUGUUAUCUUUAGGCACGUGCACAAGUAAGGAAUGAUUGAUCGACAAAGUAAGGAGGAAGAUGAAAUGAUGAUACAAUGAUACCUUUGUUUUCACUCUCAAGGGUGAUAUUGUUGAGCUCACCUCCUAUCGAGGAAUGUUUUUGAUUAUUGUCAUAUUGGCUCUCUCUCUCUCGUGCAUUCUUCGCCAUAGAUCUUGUCAUAGAUGCUAAUAAUAAGGUAGGAUGAAUAGUGCUAUUGUAUAGUUCUAAGCACUUGUAUAAUAAUUGUAGAUUUGUAUUAUAAAGAUACUGAAUAGAAAAUUGAUUUAUAAAUAAAGAUAUUUUGCGUCUU
This is a messenger RNA of Olea europaea var. sylvestris, 2267 nucleotides long. RefSeq names its product ankyrin repeat-containing protein At5g02620-like. The transcript has 3 exons. The record is from RefSeq and is a predicted model, not a curated record. Gene Ontology annotation, molecular function: protein phosphatase 1 binding; protein phosphatase regulator activity. Lineage: Eukaryota; Viridiplantae; Streptophyta; Magnoliopsida; Lamiales; Oleaceae. Gene Ontology annotation, cellular component: plasma membrane. Bases 102 to 1925 code for a protein of 607 amino acids.